Messenger RNA from Terrapene triunguis (Three-toed box turtle), 8145 nucleotides. RefSeq names its product casein kinase 2 alpha 2 (gene CSNK2A2). The coding region runs from base 28 to 1080 and encodes 350 amino acids. Lineage: Eukaryota; Metazoa; Chordata; Testudines; Emydidae. Gene Ontology annotation, biological process: protein phosphorylation; regulation of chromosome separation. The transcript is spliced from 12 exons. Gene Ontology annotation, molecular function: protein serine/threonine kinase activity; ATP binding. Gene Ontology annotation, cellular component: cytosol; protein kinase CK2 complex; nucleus. The record is from RefSeq and is a predicted model, not a curated record.
CAGCCGCCCCCGCCGCUCGCCCCCGCCAUGCCCGGCCCGGCCGCCGGCAGCAGGGCCCGGGUCUACGCCGAGGUGAACAGCCUGAGGAGCCGCGAGUACUGGGACUACGAGGCGCACGUCCCGAGCUGGGGUAAUCAGGACGAUUACCAACUGGUUCGGAAACUCGGCAGGGGAAAAUACAGCGAAGUCUUUGAGGCCAUAAACAUUACCAACAACGAGAGAGUGGUUGUGAAAAUCCUCAAGCCAGUGAAGAAAAAGAAGAUAAAACGAGAGGUUAAGAUUCUGGAGAAUCUGCGAGGUGGCACCAACAUCAUUAAGCUGAUUGACACUGUCAAGGAUCCAGUGUCAAAGACCCCAGCUUUGGUGUUUGAGUACAUCAAUAAUACAGAUUUUAAGCAACUGUACCAGAUCCUGACAGACUUUGAUAUUCGGUUUUAUAUGUAUGAGCUGCUCAAGGCCCUGGAUUACUGUCACAGCAUGGGGAUCAUGCACAGGGACGUCAAACCCCACAACGUCAUGAUAGACCACCAACAGAAAAAGUUGCGGCUCAUAGACUGGGGUUUGGCAGAGUUCUACCAUCCAGCUCAGGAAUACAAUGUCCGCGUGGCCUCGAGGUACUUCAAAGGACCGGAGCUCCUUGUGGACUACCAAAUGUAUGACUAUAGCUUAGACAUGUGGAGUUUAGGCUGCAUGCUGGCCAGCAUGAUCUUCCGAAAGGAGCCCUUCUUCCAUGGCCAGGACAACUAUGACCAGCUGGUUCGCAUUGCUAAGGUUCUGGGCACAGAUGAACUGUAUGGGUAUCUGAAGAAGUACCACAUAGAACUGGAUCCGCACUUCAAUGAUAUCCUGGGACAGCACUCGCGAAAACGCUGGGAGAACUUCAUCCAUAGCGAGAACAGACACCUGGUCAGUCCUGAAGUCCUGGACCUUCUGGACAAACUUCUGCGAUAUGACCAUCAACAGAGACUGACUGCCAAAGAGGCUAUGGAGCACCCAUAUUUCUACCCAGUGGUGAAGGAGCAGUCCCAGCCCAACUCAGAAAAUGCCGUGCUCUCCAGUGGCCUGACAGCAGCACGAUGAAGACUGGAAAACAACGGGUCCGAUGCUGUUCCUCCCAAUUUUCCAUAAGCAGAACAAGAACCAAAUCAAACGUCUUAUCAGCGUGUGUACAGAGCUGGCGGCCAGACGGCGUUGCGGUGGCAGGGGACGAGACCAGAGACCGCACCGGCUCCAUGGCACCCACCAGUUUAUAAACACAAACCUUACUUCUGAAUGUAAAAGGUUCCUCUGCCUUUGACUUCCUGUUGACCUCUUCCUGACCCAGAAAGCAUGGAAAAUGUGAAGGGUAUGCAAAACGGUUGUUGGCUAAUGUUGCUCCCCCCCAUGCUGACCUUUGCCCCCCUGAACCCCAGCAUAACGUAUUAACUAGCUGGCUCCAGACUUGAUGCGGCAGGGAGGGGGCAGCGGGGGGAAAUACGGCAUGAUGGACAGUUCUAUAUUAUAAUUAAAGGAAUUCUAUAUUAUUGAAUAAAAGUUUUAAAAGAACUGUAUGCAGAGUAUUCAGUCUGGAAGGAGCCCUGGGGCGUGCCCCCCUGCAGUGGAGGAUGCUGAGGCUGGUCGGAGCCCUUCCUGGGGUUGUCUCCUGCCAUUCGCUUGUUUUCUGUGGUGGGAAGAGAGUGAAUCUGUUGUACAAGGGUGGGCUAGAGCCUGCCGCCUCCAACUACUGGGCGGGCUUAAGCAGCCGGGCUACUGGAGGACAGGACCUCGUAAAUGGAUAGGAAAACUCCACGCUGGGCCUAGCAUCUUUCCCUCAAUAUCAAGCUCCUUCGGAGGCCUGGAUAAACACUAGACGCUUGGUCCCCCAUGUGGUGUCUGCACCGCAGCAGAGGGUGAGACUGGCUGCCACUUUUAGCUAGUUUCCCAUUUUCCUCCUCCUCCCCCCCCCCCCACGCCUCUGAAGGAAUGGCAGAGCCAGGAAAGGCGCAAACGCUUUCUCCUUCCCUACCCCAGCUGAGAAGGACGUGGUACAGGGUGGGGUCUCUCAAGAGAUGUCCUAAUCAAGGGAGGCCUUUGCAACUAUAGUUCAAGGUCUGGCUGCCUGGAGAUCUCAGCUGGAUUUAAAAAAGGAUAAGGAGAUAGCCCCCGUGUCUGCACCAACACCCCUGCCCUGUACACAGACAAUGGGUGACUUCAGUCCUCUGAGCCUCUCCCCUGCUCAGGAGGGCUGGGGGCAUUCUCAUUAAUCCUAAACACAGUAGACUCCUUAUCCUCACAGUUCUCUGUGGGGACUACUGAGCCCUCCUUCUGUCUAUCUCCCCCCCGCCCCCCAAGGACCCCUGGGCAGAACCAGCAGUGCUCACAAUGCUUCCUCUUUAGUGACUGCUCCGUGGAGUGCUUCUGACUUCCUCCUCGGCCACUGCCUCGAGCUACACCUCCAUUUGGGUAGUGAAUCGAACCGGCUGGUGGAGUAAACCAGGGCUUUCUCCCCGCUCCUUCCGUCCCUCUAACCCCCGCUCAUAUCAAACCGCCUUCCUGCUAGCAGUAGUGGUGCCACUUGCGUUUCCUGACACCCUCGGUUAAGGAAGAGAUCUCUCUCGGCCGGGUGGGCACGUCCUUGUCACGGCAGCCAACUCCUCACCUGCUCAGUCGUCAAGUGUUUAUCCCAGCUGUGUCUCCACACUGGGCAGGCAGCAUUUCCGAGCCAGUGAGCUUGAGCUUGAAAUUAACAAACCCAGACGCUUGAAGCUACUUUUUAAAAUCCCAGCAGGACUCCAAUUCUACUUUGUCAUUUCUUUUCUCGGGCCGUCCUCUCUGCCUCCAGCUCCCCUUGCAUCGUUUUUAUCCAGCGCCUUGGUACUGAAGCUGUCUGUUGUAAGGCUACCUCUGAUAUAAGGCUAUCUGCUGUAUGUUUUGUCUCCUGGCUCUUUGGAAGCUCAUUAUAAAUACCUCUUUAUAACAAGCACCUCCCUGUAAUGUACGUUUAGUAUCUUCUAAGCCUUAUAGAAGUGGUGCUAUGUAUGUGUGCGUGUGUAUAUAAACUCUGUAUUUAUUAUCUGUUUCCACGUGUGGGUCUGUGUAUCUAGGGCAGCGCUGGGCACUAAGUGUGCAGCUGAGGGAUUUGCUUAAGGGGAAAAAAUAUGCAGGUGGAAUGUUAAAAUGGACUCUCUGCCUUUAACGUGUUGUGGCUUCUGCCACUCCCCACUUACCAGCCUCCUAGUUGUGAGCGUGUUCCCAGGAAUACAUGCUAGCUCUGCUUGGUUUUUCAGGGCCAUGGAGCUGAUGGGGAAGGGUCCCUGGGGAUGUCUUCAGUAAGCCUUCCCCAGAGGCAAUCGAUCUAUCUCUAUGUAUUAACCCUGGGCCCAUCCCUUUAGUAUCUUGGCCCUUUGUUCCAGGAAGAGCAGCUACCUUCUGGGGGUCACAAGGAAAACGGUCACUCUUUGGUGCUCAGUUAGGUUUUAGCUGUAGUUCCUAUCAGCCCAGGACUGUGUGUCGGGGAUAAAGCAUGAACCCCGAGUUGAAAGCCAGCAUGAACCCCAGUUUCCAGGCUAGAGGAUGAAAUGCAUCGACGUGGUAAGAGCACAGUGAACUCGUUCAAGAGUGAGGGCAAAUGAGCGCCCGAUGCCCUCUGAUCCAGCAAAGAACUUUACAGGAAGGAAUUGAAAUAAGCAAGGUGCAUUUGUUGCCUCUUGGCCUCCAGUCGGCUCACCUGAUGGGGACGAGGAAAAGAGAGACCUCAUUUGAGGACUAACUGAUACCUUCACUGUGUUGGAGACCCACCUGCAAUAUGCUAGUUCCCUCCACACAGUUAAAAUAUGCUUCAGACUUGCCUGUGUACCUAGAAUUAAACCGUUGGCUGGGUCAGGCUGUAGCCCGCGUCAGUCACGCCUGUUAGAACGUGGUCCCACCUGCACAGGCACAGCACAAACGUGCCAUGGCGCUGCUGUGUUGUAACUGGGUACCCCAGCAUUGCAGUCCUUGUAGUGUCGAUGGGACAGCCUGGUAGCUACGUUAACCUGACUCCCAUCAUGUUUAAAUCCAACCUAGGCCUCCCUUUAUGCUUAACAUCACCUUGUUAAAAUGGCCUGGCCCUGAGAAACAGUUUCACCAAGGAAAGGAACUUGAUGUGCCAUCCAUACAGGGUGCUACAGAAGCCGCCUAGAAAGAGGUCUGUUUUCAGUUACAAUAGGCCAAUUGCAUAGAACAGUGGCUUCCUGCUGCAUCCCAGCCUCCGUCUCAUCACUCACCUUUCUCCCAACGCCCUCCCUCUGCUUGUCCUUUCCACCAUGUGCGCCCUACCCCCUGCUUGAUACAUCCUCAAUCGCCUGUCUUCAAAGGGGCACUGUUGACUACUUUUUUCGUUUUAAUUUUCUUUUUACACUCCCUUAUUUGUAAUACCCUCAGAGAAGCUCCAGAAAUAAACCGCUCUUUGCCUACCGAUCGUUGUCUUCCAUUUGUCAAAAUACUGAGCCUUUUCCUCCCCCCUCGCUCGUCUUUUCUAAUCCUGCAGAGGCAAACGUGACUUCCAUCCUCCCCACUUCCUGGCCUUGUCAGUGUCCGCACAGGGCUAGACCUGUCCUGAUCGGCUGCUGCAGGAGCAGCACUGUGGAUGAUCUAUCUUUUUGCCUGGGUUUGGUGAAACUAGGAAGUAGCCUAAAAAAAAAAAUAAUUCAGCAACAAAGUGGAUUUAAGAGGAAAGAAUUCUGCAUAAAAAGAGAGAACUUCCUUCUGGCCGGUACUGAUCUUUAAGGUAGGUCAAAUUUUGGAACUUGGACUACUUGACAGUGCCCCUUUAUCUUUUUGAGCUCUUGUCUAGCGACAGACACACCUCCUCUGCUUUGUCCCAGUCUCCGCUUCGUGAGUGUCUGUGUGAGUCAGGAUUCAGCAAGUGCGACAGUUCCAGAGCCUCCAUCCUUGGUCUUCCUGUGUCCAACUUUCCCAUCCGUAAGGAGCCGUCUGUUCGACAACUGCUCCUGCCGUCAUGUUGUAGACGUUCCUUUCCGUCAAAGUUCUUUUCUUGGCCUGCUUAUUGGAUGGGCCCUUAUCCAUUCCCUCUCCUGUGUGGUCAUGCGGUUCUACCGUAUCUUCAAAGAGCUGCCAGUGAAAUCAAUGGGAGUUAGGUGCCUAAAUACCUUUGUAGAUCUGGGCCUAGCUUCUGGUCCCUUUUCUCCUGGUGAAUAGUAUUUAACGUCACUGAAGUCAAUGGAACCAUUCAUGGAGUUCAGAUGAUACUCAGCCUAGGUGACGCAGUCAAAAUCCGGCCCGGCGAUGUUUUCCCUUUUCUUAGUUUCCUGCCCCAAAGUUAACACAAAGUGUAGAACUCAAAAUCCUAUUGACCACCGCAGCAUUUUGCAGUGGUCAGCGUCACCCAGGAAAAGUUCUCACAAGCAUCCCCAGGCCAUUAAACUGGCAAAACCAGAGACCUCAUAAUUAGUCAAAGCUCUAUAUAAUUUAAAUGGUGACUUGCUGGUUUGUCAUCUCUUGCCACCAGGAUACAAUUCCAACAAGCUCUGAAAGUUCCCAGUGUAUGAACUAUGUGCAGGGAGGGGGGAAUGUUUACGUUUUUCAAAAUAAUUCCUGUCACCAUGUAAACGUACUUUUUUUUAAAAAGAGAAAUCUAAUUUUCAAGUUAAAUCACUGAAAUGUCCAACUAUGAAAGUCUGCUGCCUCUAUCACACUAGCUGUUCUACUGGCUUUAAAAACAUCAGACCUCAAAGUCUGAGCCACACUCUGUUAAAAAGUCCCCGGAGAAAUGUGCUGUGGGAUUCUGGUACCAUCAUCCUCUAGGCAAAGAUUUGCUCUGCUGCUUUGGCCCCUUAAAUCCACGAUCUCAUUAUGGUCUGGUAUAUUAUGGAGUCUCAUCCACCUGCAUAUAUUUUUCCCUUCAUUAUUGCUAAGGAUGGUGGCAUGAAAACAGGAUUUCGGAGUUAAUCUGCUCUUGCUUCUACUUUUUCACCGGUAACCAGUUAUAACGUCCUGGCGAUUUGCUGGGCAAAUAACUGUUGUCCCUCUCGUAAUUGUAACUUCAGGUGGGACAUGAGCAGAAGGCUUAACACCUUCUGUUUCCAUCCCAGCUGGCGUUCGAACUGGAGAACAAAGGGAAUAAGAAGCUGCCUAGAAACAGGCGUGUUUCUGUCUCUUAGAAAGGAAGAGAAGCUUGGGUCUUGCUUUGGUUGGCUUGUGCCGAUAACCCCAUUAGGAAUAAUGGUGGUUUGUGCUGUCCACUCUUCAUUGAGCGACGAUGACCACUCUCAAAACCACAUGUGGCAUUUCUGCUCUGUGUGAGUUGCACGGUGAUUUUUAGCUCCAAGCCAACAAGUAUCUUGCUGUCUUCACCAUCAGAUGCAUUUAUAUCCGCAUAGAUUCCAAUACCUCUUCUAGACAAAGGUUUGUUCUCCAGUUAGUUUAAUCUUGGGUAUGUUCUAUUCCCUGUAGAGGGAAUAGAGACUCUGCGUGAGUAGAUUAAGCUUUUCCGUUGCUCAGGACAAAGAUUAAAGAUAUUGUCUCCUGUCCAUGCCACCCCAAAAGGUGGGCAGGAAGCAAAAACGUGCAUCAAGCCCAGUUGUGAGCCAAGAGCCAUGUGAGGAGCUAUAGCAAAACGCACGACUGAGUAGGAUUAAAUAGCAAACGGAAAAUGUUGAUGAAAAAUCUUCUGGCUCCCUUUUGACAACAAGAUGUUGAGCUUGUCUGGCUUAUAGUUAAAUACAGAUUGUUUCCUUGCUCUUCAAAGAUGGUAUAAGGGCUGGUCAAGAUAAUGCCCACGGCUGUGUUUUGUCUAACAGGGGUUGCUAGUCCCUGAACAAUGAGCAUGUAACAUCUCUUUUAUGGGGAAAAGAGGACUCCCGGUUGUUCUGAAAAAGCUCUGUUAAGAUUGCUUCUUGUAGACCUCCACAGCCAGGGCUUGAUCCUCAGCCCAUCAAAGUUAAUGGAAAGACUCCCAUUGAUUUCAAUGGGCUUUGGAUCAUGCCCUCACUCACGUGACAUUUACAAGGUACUGUGAAGUGUGUGUAUGAUUAGGAUAAGCAAUAGAUGAAUAAUUAUUGAGAGGAAGGAUUUAUUAUCUUUAUAAUUCCUUUCCGUAAACAUGUCCAGCACUGUUGGAUUUCAGAGGGGCACCUAGAUUUGACAUGUCUUAUGCCAGUGUUUUAGAGGGUUCCUGAAGGUCUCACCACCUUGAAAGUCAUCUGAUCUCCAGGGUACUCAGGGUGGGGGGGGAUUCUUUGGAGGAUGAUUUUAUUUUUGGAGAUGGACCUUCAUUUACUGUAGAAUUCUGCCAGGAUGUCGGCCUCUUCCUAGCGUAUUUAAUAUGAAAAAAGCAUAGUAGAAACUAGUGCACAGUUGCCAAAACCCAGUGCCCACACACAUUGGAAAUGAAAGGGAGAGUGUAAUAUACCAACGGCUUCUCUGGUGAUCGGACGGACUCGGAAACAGCUGCCAUUUUCAGGGAGUGCUGCCAGGUCCUGAUCCUGCCCACUGGGCAGACCCCUGUGCCUAUCCGGACUCCCCACUGACCUCAGUGGGGCUCCACACAGACACAGGGUCCAGGUCAGCCUGCAGGAUCAGGGCCAGGUUUAUACAGCUGGAGAUUAGGGGCUUGCUCCUGCUCAAAUGGGAGCCAGACUGGGACACAGGUUAAAAAGUUUUCUCUCCAGCGCAAUACUGGGCGGGGCUUUUCAAAGGCGCUGAAAGGAGUUAGGUGCCUAAAUCCCAUUGCAAUUCCAUGAGUGCUGGAGGUCUAUCUUCCUACCUUAGGCUUCUUUACAAAUUCCAGCCUGCGAUAUUGACACACAUUAGCAUUCCGUUAGGUGACUGUGUUUUUUAUGCCUGUUUUUAGCAUCGUUUCCUGCAUUACACGUCUCUUGGGAGGAGGAGAGAGAAUGGAGAUGCCUUGGAUAAAAGUUGAAAUUGCCGUGAUUUUUCUUUAGAAUUCACUGAGAAACUAGGACAAAUGGUUUGAAAACACAAAAUGUUUCCAUGUAUAUUGCUCCUGCAAAACAGCUGGCAGUAAGAUGUGUGCCUGGACAGCAUCUGCACGGUGGAUGAAUGAGGGGCUGGGCUAUUCAGGAACGGCAGCUGUAUAUUUGCCCUCAUCUCAUGUGUUAACAGAUUGGAUUUAUGGAGUCAUUUAUUUAACUGUGUUGUAUAAAG